Salarias fasciatus (jewelled blenny) is the source of this 1337-nucleotide messenger RNA. It is a transcript of the gene prph2la, whose product is annotated as peripherin 2-like a. The transcript has 3 exons. Gene Ontology annotation, cellular component: plasma membrane. Bases 237 to 1337 code for a protein of 366 amino acids. Gene Ontology annotation, biological process: visual perception. Lineage: Eukaryota; Metazoa; Chordata; Actinopteri; Blenniiformes; Blenniidae. The record is from RefSeq and is a predicted model, not a curated record.
UCUUUUUCACACUCUUUACUUUAAAUGUCCACAGAGACGCUGCAGGACGAUGCAGCAUCCACACACUAUUGAUCAUGAGCACCAGGCUAAGCUGCUUAUAGGAGGACCUUCAGAGAGCCGCAGAACCAGCCCCCCGCUCCCCCUCCAGGAUAACCUGUUCCUCUCCCCUCCUCUACCUGUGUCCCACCCUUAAUCCCUCGCCGGACUCAAAAGAAAAAAAACCUCAACGUGACUAGAUGGCAGUCCUGAAAGUUAAGUUCACCAAAACCAAGAGGGACAAGUUGGCCCAGGUGCUGUGGAUCCUCAACUGGAUCUCAGUGGUGACGGGGGUCAUCCUCUUCAGCCUGGGCCUCUUCCUCAAAGUGGAGAUCAACAAGCGGGGGGAGCUGAUGGCCGAGAGAGACAUCCAGUACGUGCCCAACAUGCUCAUCGCCGUGGGCCUCAUCGCGUGCGCCAUCAACUUCCUGGGCGGCAAGAUCUGCUACGACUGCGUGGACACCACCAAGUUCCUGCGCUGGAAGCUGAUCAUGCUGCCCUACAUCAUCUGCACCUUCUUCUUCACCUUCUGCGUGCUGGUGGGGGCCGUGAUGUGCUACAGCAUGCACGGGGAGCUGGAGGAGGCUCUGAGGCUCGGGCUGACGGAGGCCAUGAAGUUCUACAAGGACACGGACACGCCGGGGCGCUGCUUCCUGAAGCGCACGGUGGACAUGCUGCAGAUCCAGUUCCAGUGCUGCGGAAACAGCGGCUAUAAGGACUGGUUCCAGAUCCAGUGGAUCAGCAACCGCUACCUGGACAUGUCCCACAAGGAGGUGAUGGACCGAUUAAGGAGUAACGUGGAGGGAAAGUACCUGAUGGACGGCGUCCCUUUCAGCUGCUGUAACAUCGACUCGCCGCGACCCUGCAUCCAGCAGCAGAUCACCAACAACUCCGCUCACUUCAACUACGAGCACCAGACGGAGGAGCUGAACCUGUGGAUGAAGGGCUGCCGGCAGGCGCUGCUGGAGUACUACACCCACAUCGUGCAGUCCAUCGGCCUCACAGUGCUCAUCACCUGGCUGUUCGAGCUCUCGGUGUUGACGGGGGUCCGCUACCUUCAGACCUCUCUGGAAAACGUGCUGAGACAGGGAGACCCCAACUCUGAGUCUGACGGCUGGCUACUGGAAAACAGCUUCAUGGAAACGGCUCGCAUCAACCUGAACAUCAUCAAAAACCUGGGGAAGAACAACCAGAUAGACACAGGCGGCAACGGGGAUCCCAACAUCGACGUUCCCUCCACCUCCAAAGCUCGGUACGGACCGGACAACGUUCCCCCCAAGCAAAUAACCGAGGGCAGCUGA